Molecule: messenger RNA, 2058 nt
Organism: Pteronotus mesoamericanus
Lineage: Eukaryota; Metazoa; Chordata; Mammalia; Chiroptera; Mormoopidae
Gene: PEX3
Product: peroxisomal biogenesis factor 3
Exons: 12
Coding region: 251-1372 (373 amino acids)
Biological process (GO): protein import into peroxisome membrane
Cellular component (GO): peroxisomal membrane
Molecular function (GO): protein-macromolecule adaptor activity
Source: RefSeq, a predicted model, not a curated record
GGGUGCACUGAGCCAGUGAGUGUUGACGGCGGUGCGACGGCAGCUACAGAAAGCGCAGCUGCUUUGCUCUUGUCCACGCCCCCUUCCCGCUCUGGUGACAGUCUCUGCGGAAAGUCGCGCUUGUGAUUUCUGGAGAGCUCCGAGGAGGACCACGGCGGUCCUGCCGAGUCCAGGCCAGGUGACAAAGAAACGGUUUCCUGGUGCACCCACCCCCUAUCCCUAGGCAGCCCGCCACCCCCAGGGACUGAAGAUGCUGAGGUCUAUGUGGAAUUUUCUCAAACGUCACAAAAAGAAGUGUAUCUUCCUGGGCACGGUUCUCGGAGGAGUAUAUAUCCUGGGGAAGUAUGGACAGAAGAAAAUCAGAGAAAUACAAGAAAAGGAGGCUGCAGAAUAUAUUGCCCAAGCACGGCGACAGUAUCAUUUUGAAAGUAACCAGAGGACUUGCAAUAUGACAGUGCUGUCCAUGCUGCCGACCCUGAGGGAGGCCUUAAUGCAGCAGCUCAAUUCCGAGAGCCUCACAGCCCUGCUGAAGCACAGGCCUUCAAACAAGCUAGAAAUAUGGGAGGAUCUGAAGAUAAUAAGUUUCACGAGAAGUAUUGUGGCUGUAUAUAGUACUUGUAUGCUGGUUGUCCUUUUGCGAGUCCAGUUAAACAUUAUUGGUGGAUAUAUCUACCUGGAUAAUGCAGCAGUUGGCAAAAAUGGCACCACAGUCCUAGCUCCCCCAGAUGUCCAGCAGCAGUAUUUAUCAAGUAUUCAGCACCUCCUUGGAGACGGCCUGACAGAAUUGAUCAGUGUCAUUAAACAAGCUGUGCAGAAGAUUUUAGGAAAUGUUUCCCUCAAACAUUCUUUGUCCCUUUUGGACUUGGAGCAAAAGCUAAAAGAAAUCAGAAAUCUCAUUGAGCAGCAUAAAUCUUCUUCCUGGAUUGAUAAAGAUGGAUCCAAAUCUUUCCUGUGCCAUUAUAUGAUGCCAGAUGAAGAAACUCCAUUAGCAGCUCAGGCCUGCGGGCUUUCUCCUAGAGAUGUUACCACUAUUAAGCUGCUCAAUGAAACCAGGGACAUGUUGGAAAGUCCAGAUUUUAGCACAGUUUUGAACACCUGUUUAAACCGAGGGUUUAGCAGGCUGCUAGACAACAUGGCCGAGUUCUUUCGGCCUACGGAGCAGGACCUGCAGCGCGGCAACUCCAUGAAUAGUCUUUCCAGUGUCAGCCUGCCUUUAGCUAAGAUAAUUCCAAUAGUAAAUGGACAGAUCCAUUCGGUUUGCAGUGAAACACCUAGUCAUUUUGUUCAGGAUCUGUUGAUGAUGGAGCAAGUGAAAGAUUUUGCGGCUAAUGUCUACGAAGCUUUUAGUGCUCCUCAACAACUGGAGAAAUGAUUUUUUUUUUUCAAAAUACCUAAAAUGGAUUAAUUUACUUUUAAAAAUACACUGAACAAGUCAAAUAUAUAUGUAUAUAAUAAUGAUUUAUUACCAAAAUGCCUAAUUAAAAAUAUUAUUAAAGUUUUCAUUUCAUAAUAAAACAGAUUUGUCAUCUUAAUAUAUUUUUUAAAGUCAUCAACGCACUGGUUUUGAUGGGCAUAUCUCAAUGUACAUAGCACAUAUUUUGGAAUUUGUUGCCCCAUGGAUUUUAAUUCCAAACUGACUGAAAACUAAUGUAGAUACUUUUUUAAUAGAAUAUGAAGUUCAGUAUACUUUGACAUUAAUACUGAGGUAAAAGCUGUUUGGGAAAUAGAUGCAAGGUUUGGAAAAUGUGCUAUUUAACCAAUUGUAAAGUUCACUGAAUGCAGUAUGCAAUAGUAAGUCAGACUUUUCCCCAGCUACUCUUAAAAGGAAUAAAUUGUUUGUCUUAAAUAUGCCUGAUGAAGAGACAUUUUACGGAAAUAAGCGAAUUUAACAACCAUGAUGAGCAUUUUUUUUCUUUAUUAUUGUUAAUCUUUGGAAAAUUGUAUCAUGAUUUAGAGGCUAAAUUAUGUGGAUGCCAUUUACUCAGCUAUUAUUAAUUUCAUAGUUUCAUUCAUCUGCAUGUAAAUAAUUUUAAUAACCUACUUUGUAUUGAUUUUGGG